AUGGAGGGAGUGGGGGACUACUUGGACGACAAGGGCGUGGAGGACUACGACUUUGAGCCUGUGCAGGACACGGACGGCGAGAUGGCCUUCCACCUCCUCGUCAACCGCGUGUGGCUCGGCGGCAUCGAGGACGAGGUGUGGGAUAUCCUGCACGGCCUCAUCCCGGACUUUGACGGCACUGGUGGUGGAGAUUGUCUCGCUCUCCAGCCGGGUCCCCUCCUUUCGACCGUGUACCAGUUCACUGAACGCCUACGCGCACACUCGAUCCGCCCAGUCCACGUCGACCUCAAGGCACUCCUCGACUCCGCCUGUGGCCCAGCCAACUACUACCUUCGCUGGGAAUUCGGGACGGAGCACUUGGUCCGCUGUCUCGUGUUCACCAAGGAGUACGACCACGCACGGGACUUUCAGAUCGUGGAGAUUCUCGAGGACGCUUUCAGGACUGA
This is a messenger RNA of Apiotrichum porosum, 446 nucleotides long. RefSeq lists its product as uncharacterized. The annotation marks the transcript as partial. NCBI's taxonomy places the organism in Eukaryota, Fungi, Basidiomycota, Tremellomycetes, Trichosporonales, Trichosporonaceae. The record is from RefSeq and is a predicted model, not a curated record. The transcript is spliced from 5 exons.